CUGUAGUUAGUUUUGUGGUAUUAUUUGUUUUGGAUUAAAACUGGAAUGAGUGUGCUGCUGAGUAGUGUGGCAGGCACUGACUGGGGAUCUAGUAAUUUCCCAUUUUACUUACCUGGUGGUUUGUUUGAAUGAGUCUGGUUUUGUUCUGCUGCUUAGGUGCUUAUUGGGUUCGGGUAUUUGUUUUCUAGUGGUAUUUGGUCUUUAAUAGAAGUCAUUCUUUAAUUGAUAAGAGAGAAGUUGGGAUAUAUGCUAACAAAGCUGCUGUUAUGUGAUAAAUUUUUGGAUUAACAUAGGAUGACCACAUUGUUUUUAAGACCCUUUGGUUCUUGGUCCGCGGAACCUUUUGAAUUUACAGAUUGGUAGGUUUCGAGGCCCUUUGGUGCAUGUUAUCCUAAUGGUGCAUCUUUUUUCAUUUCAAAGGGACAAUCUUUUUGUUUCAUUUUGGAGGAUUUUGGAAUAUGGAAUGUUGAAUUUACAUUUGAAAUAUGUUUUUCAAUUAUGCCUUUUCUUUGCUAAGAAAAUACGGUUUUUGCAGGGAGCAAGCUGUUCUUGGAGCGCGUAAUAUCUCUACUCAAGUCGUUCGGAACCGCAUGAAGAGUGUUAAGAAUAUCCAAAAGAUUACCAAGGCUAUGAAGAUGGUUGCAGCUUCAAAACUGAGAGCUAUUCAGACUAGAGCUGAAAAUUCUCGUGGAUUAUGGCAACCAUUCACUGCUCUCCUUGGUGAUAUGCCAAGUGUUGAUGUCAAGAAGAAUGUUAUUGUUACCAUAUCUUCUGAUAAAGGACUUUGUGGUGGGAUUAAUUCCACGUCUGUCAAGAUAAGCAGGGCCCUUUACAAGUUGAAUUCUGGACCUGAAAAGGAAUCCAAGUAUGUCAUUGUUGGAGAGAAGGCCAAGGCACAGCUGAUUAGGGACUCCAAGAAAAUGAUCGAUAUCUCCUUUACUGAGCUGCAGAAAAAUCCUCUCAACUUCACCCAGGUUUCUGUGCUUGCAGAUGACAUCCUGAAAAAUGUAGAGUUUGAUGCACUAAGAAUUGUUUUCAACAAAUUCCAGUCUGUUGUCUCCUUUAUCCCGACUACAGCCACGGUUUUAUCGCCCGAGAUUGUUGAGAGAGAAGCUGAGGCUGGGGGAAAGCUUGGGGAGUUGGACUUGUAUGAAAUUGAAGGUGCUGAGACAAAGGGAGAAGUGCUCCAGAAUCUUGCUGAAUUCCAGUUCGCCUGUACAAUGUUCAAUGCGGUUUUGGAGAAUGCUUGCAGUGAGCAAGGAGCAAGGAUGUCUGCCAUGGAUAGUUCCAGCAGGAAUGCUGGUGAAAUGCUUGACCGCCUCACCUUGACUUAUAACAGAACCCGUCAAGCAUCCAUCACCACAGAACUCAUUGAGAUUAUAUCUGGAGCUUCAGCACUGGAAGGCUAAGUGCCGAAUGAAUUUGCUCUGUUUUUUCCUGACGGUGACGAAAUAAAAGUUGUCAACUUUCAUCUGCUCCUGCUGACUAUAGAUUUUGAAGUUUUGGGUUUAAUACUUUCAAAUAAUCCCCAGGUUUAAAUUUAUAUAUGGGAAAUCUCUUGCUUGAGUUAUUAACUUGUACAAUGCUUGUCUUUCUAUGUCAUGCCUUUAACAUUUCUUUUUUUGUAUGUUACAGCAGUCAUUGGUUCUAUCCCAGAUUCUUUUUUGUUUGAAUUUGGCUGUUUUCUUUGUCCAAGUAAGAGCUAUUUUAGCUACCGAAUCUGAAUGAAGCUAAUUCCGCCAUACUUUUAUUCUGUCACUUCUAAACCUAGUGAACUGUUGCCUCCAGCCUCACGAGUGAACGGGCUUUUCAAUGAUCCGAUAAUGGCGAAAAAAACAUCUAGUGUUUCUCUAGUAGUUGUUCUUUGGCUUACCUAGUGUUCAUAGUACAAUGCAUCUUUGAUAUAGGCAGAUUACUUCAUUUUGAGCUUUUGUUGUCUAUGCCUCUAUUGCAGUAGAAGCUGAGAUACCGUACCAGUAAAAUGGAAUGAAUAACUUGAGGAUUUUUUUUCUCAAUGAAAUUUUGAAUUGACUUGCGGUACUAUGAAAACAGUGCAAUUUGUUCCAGCAGUAGAUUGCAAAGCAAAAGCAUAGUGUUUUCUGCUUCGCAAUACUCUUUUUUCUUUCAAGUGAUGUUGAGCUCAAUUUGUUCUUAUUGCUUUGAUUCUUAUCUUACAUGAAUCCUCCGUGCAUGAAGCCAUGAACCUGCACUUUUGCUACUCGGCCAAUUGCCUUCCUGAACCCUUGAAUGAGACAAACCUUAUCCUCGAUCUCGUUUCCUCCCUCUUCAGCCUUUAAUUUCUUGACAAUUGCUUUUUUUCCAGCUCUUGCUACAUCUCCCUCUUCAGCCUUUACUUUCUUCUCAAUCUUGCCCACUUUGUUUUCGACCUCUUGGUAAGCAACCGAUCAAUGAACUCCACUUCACAAUCCGUGUCGACGGUGUUCACUGCAGAAGCCGGCUUGGUUUCCGCAUUGUUAAAGGAAAACUUCUUCCAACCGUGACUGAUUGUUAUGGUAUCUCUAGUAGUCAAACACGAGUAUUCCUUGAGAGUAUCCUCCAAAAGCUUUUUGAUCAGGGAGCCUAACAAAAUCAGCGGAAUGAGGUUGAAGCUUUAUGUCGGUUCCUUUAGGAAGAAUAACAUCCUUGAAAAAAACUAUGUCUCCUUCUUGUAGUUCCAUCUGGUUCAUUAUCCAUCGAGGCAUGUGGACGAAACCCUCAUCCGCCGUGAACUCGGAUUCUCCACAGUGAGUGAUUUGGCCGCCAACAGAACCGUUGUCGGCGUAGAAGCCAUCAUGGCGUGGGUUCUGAACUGAAAACAUCAUGGGAUAGUCGACCUCUAAAUACAACAAGCAAUCUAAAGCUGAGGGGGGCAUUAUAACUUCGUUGCUGUUUUCGAGUUGUUCUCGUUUGUCGGUUGCAGGGAAAGGUUAGCAGCCGUAGUACUGAAGGAAUUGAUAACCAUUGUCAUGUUCCCAUGGUUUCAUCAAGUUUUCCUUCAAGGUGUCAAAAAUUCAAUGAGGAAUUCGUGGAGGGCUACGCUUGUAGAGUUCCUCCACAAUUCUUGGAAAACAACAAAGGGUACUUAUAAAUACAUACCAUAAUAGGAGAGACAGUUAUCAUGUUUUGCCAAUUUUUUUCAAUUUAAUUCUGGGGAUUUUCUUACAUAGAACCUAUCUAAAUUAUUUUUCUAUUGAUUAAUAA
Oldenlandia corymbosa var. corymbosa is the source of this 3201-nucleotide messenger RNA. The record is from the annotation of a GenBank genome assembly. Lineage: Eukaryota; Viridiplantae; Streptophyta; Magnoliopsida; Gentianales; Rubiaceae.